UUGUCAGACUUCAGUUAGUUAACAUCUAAUAUCUGUCUUAAAGAGCACCAGAGCCACAAAAGUUGAUAAUAAGACGGAAGAAGAGAAGAAAAGACGAAGUGAGCGCGACAGAAUCCACCAGUUGAGGUCGUUUAAACAGUGCUGCUGUUUAACUAGGAGGAAAAAAAAAACCCCAAACCAUCGCUGAGUGCCGAAAUGAGUUAUUGGUUUGAAAGAAGACAAGAACGAGGCAAUGAGCUGGAUGCUGAAGGUUGCUGUUACAGAGACAUGCAGCAGCCGUUGGAGAGAAAAGAUGAUGUUCUCCUAGCGCAGCAACAGUGGAAUCAAGGUCUCAAACAAAAGUACGCAGAUACUCCAAACAUUAAAGAGGAACAGGAGGGACUCUGGGUAAAUCAGGAGGGAAAGCAGCUUCAUGGGCCGGAGGAGGCUGAUGUCACUAAGUUCCCUUUCACUGUUGUCUCUGUGAAGAGUGAAGAUGAAGAAAAAACAGUCAUCGCAGCUUCAUCAAAGUCAAAGAGAUGAGAGCAGAGAAGUGGAGCUUCUUUCCAGCAACUCGACUGAACACAGAACACUGAAAGUAGAAGCUCAUGGAGACGACUGUGGAGAAUCAGAACCAGCCAGAGACUUGGGGCGGUGCAGUCAUUUACAACAUACUGAUGACGUGCAGCAGUUGCAUCCAAUUAAAGAAGAAAUUCUUCCUGAACAGCAGGAGUGGAAUCUGAGUGUCGACCAGGCUGACGUUAAAGAGGAACAAGACAAGCUCUGGAUAACGCAGCAGAGACAGCAGCUUUACCAGUUGGAGGAGGCUAAUACCACAUUGGCUGUUGUCUCUGUGAAGAGUGAAAAUGAUGAAAAACCACAGUCAUCACAGGCUCAUCACAGCCAAAGUGAUGAGAGCACAGACGCUGUGCCUGUAGCCUGCAACUCAACUAUACUCAGAAUACUGACGGAAGAAGCUGUUGGAGAGGAUGAUGGACGACCACAACCAGCCAGCAACUCGGGUCCAUAUAGUUGUUUAAAACCAAAUAGCAAUGGUCGGAGUUCAAAAAGUUCUACGAUUGACACUGAUAAUAGUCAGGACUGGAAACAAACCAGAGACUUUAGUUCAGGUUUUAACUGUCUGAAAAACAGCAACGUCUCUGUUAGUUCAAGGAGUUCCAAAAUUGCUAAGAAACAGUUUAAUUGCUCUCGAUAUGGAAACGCAUGUGGUCACAUGCAGGAUUCAAAGCAAAUCAAGGGGAGGCAAGCAAGUGAGAAACCAUUUCCCUGUCCAAAUCAGGCAAAAAGACAAAAGGGCACUCUGGGCGGAGAAAUUCUCAUUCAUACAGGAAAAAAAAUAUUUGGAUGUUCUGAGUGUGGUAAAAGAUUUGGAGAGAAGAGCACUCUGAUCAGACACAUGAGAAUUCAUAUAGGAGAGAAACCAUUUGGCUGUUUUGAAUGUGGUCAACGAUUUAGAUGUAAGGACAGUCUGAACAAACACAUGAGAAUUCAUACAGGAGAGAAACCAUUUAGCUGUUCUCAGUGUGGUCAAAGAUUUAGACAGAAGGGCACGCUGAUCAGACACACAAGAAUUCACAUAGGAGACAAACCAUUUGGCUGUUUUGAGUGCGAUCAAAGAUUUAGACAUAAGAAUAGUCUGACAACACACAUGACAAUUCAUACAGGGCAGAAACAGUUUGACUGCCUAGAAUGUGGUAAAAGAUUUAGACAGAAGGGCACUCUCAUCAGACACAUGAUAAGUCAUACAGGACAAAAACAAUUUGGCUGCUCUGAAUGUGGCAAAAGAUUUGGACUCAAGUGCAAUCUGAUCAGACACAUGAGAAUUCAUACAAAGGAAUAAACAUAAGUCCCCCAUGACUAUGGCCUCAAGUUAGAAAAUCAUAAAAUACCAAAACCUUAAAAAUGACCUAUGAACAACUUGGUCAUUGAAAGAAAU
This is a messenger RNA of Thalassophryne amazonica, 1936 nucleotides long. Its product is annotated as zinc finger protein OZF-like. The transcript has 3 exons. The record is from RefSeq and is a predicted model, not a curated record. Gene Ontology annotation, biological process: regulation of transcription by RNA polymerase II. Bases 476 to 1840 code for a protein of 454 amino acids. NCBI's taxonomy places the organism in Eukaryota, Metazoa, Chordata, Actinopteri, Batrachoidiformes, Batrachoididae. Gene Ontology annotation, molecular function: DNA-binding transcription factor activity; RNA polymerase II cis-regulatory region sequence-specific DNA binding.